CCACUGUGAGGAUGCUGGGCUCCGCAGUUUCCAUGGAGCUGAGACUUUGAGUUUCCUGGUCUGACAUGAUGGACAGGAUUAUGGCGGGCUUUGGAGUGCUGGGUGACCGGGAGGAGAGGUGCCUGCCUUGUUUGAACCCUUCGGACUGGAAGCGUCUGUCCGGAUUCCAGGCUUCCGGUGGACAGGAGUGUUCCGGACAUGGUCCCCAGAGGACCCGUAUGUUUGCGUGCACUCUGAGGAUUUAGCUGUGUCUCACUUUGUCGGACGCUGAGCUGGGUUUGUCGAAAGGCGGAUUUCUAAGAUUACCUAUUUGUGAACAGUGUGUGUUUUGGAGAGCUACUCACACUCACAGUUGAAUGAUGUCAGAGGAUCUAGCAAAACAGUUGGCUAGCUACAAAGCUCAACUCCAGCAAGUAGAAGCUGCUCUGUCUGGAAACGGAGAAAAUGAAGAUCUGUUGAAAUUGAAGAAGGACUUGCAAGAAGUUAUAGAACUGACCAAAGACCUUCUGUCAACUCAGCCUUCGGAAACUCUUGCAAGUUCAGACAGUUUUGCCUCUACUCAGCCUACUCAUUCAUGGAAAGUAGGAGACAAGUGUAUGGCAAUCUGGAGUGAAGAUGGACAGUGUUACGAGGCGGAGAUCGAGGAGAUCGAUGAAGAAAAUGGCACCGCUGCAAUCACCUUUGCUGGUUAUGGCAAUGCUGAAGUCACUCCGCUGUUGAACCUCAAACCCGUAGAAGAAGGAAGGAAGGCAAAAGAGGACAGUGGCAACAAACCCAUGUCAAAAAAAGAAAUGAUUGCCCAGCAACGUGAAUAUAAGAAGAAAAAAGCUUUGAAAAAAGCACAGAGAAUAAAAGAACUUGAGCAGGAAAGAGAGGACCAGAAGGUGAAAUGGCAGCAGUUCAACAACAGGGCUUAUUCUAAAAACAAAAAAGGCCAGGUAAAGAGGAGUAUUUUUGCUUCGCCAGAAAGUGUAACGGGCAAAGUUGGAGUAGGAACUUGCGGAAUUGCUGACAAGCCUAUGACACAGUAUCAAGAUACAUCUAAAUACAAUGUCAGGCAUUUGAUGCCUCAAUAAUCAGAAAAACUGUUGGAUCUCAUCUCUGCAGGGCUUUACAUUUACCUUUUUAUUCUUAUAUUUUUCUAAAGGUAAAUUAUUUGCUAGAUGAGUAAGGAAGAUACAUUGUUGUCAUUGUUUGGCUUUGGUAGAAUGAAACUUGAAGACAUUUGAUAAUUGCUCUCAUUUAACUUUUCAUUACUACUCACCACAGUUCCCUCAGAGUUUGUUGAACAAGGCAACUUUUCCAGGUAGACGCUGCUUCAAUCAGCACUUAGAUGACUUAGUGUACCUCAGGCCCCUACUUAACUGAUGUUGAGUAGACAUUUUGUAAGUCCUAAUUUGGAGUUUUCAGGUGCUUUGCACUUGACAUAUCCCAGCAGUUCAUUGGAACAUCAUGGCAAAAUGCCAACCUGCUAAAGAUAUCUUCAGUUUGAUGAUAACCUGGCCAUUGUCCAGACAAGCCCGAGCAUGGGUUAAUUUAUAAAUGGCAGGGUUUAGUUUGAGGUUUUUCCUUGAAUUCUUUCCUGGGCCUGUUAGGUCACUUCCAUAAUUGACUCACCUUGUAUUUUUUGGUCAUUGAGUUUGAAUUUUAUAUUAAAAAACAAACCAUGUGUAGAAUGUGCUCCCCUUCUCUCGUGUUUAUUUGGUGUUUUGUAUUUUUUUUUCUUUGUUGAUUUUUCACUUGUAGUGCUUCCAUUUUGGGGGGAUGUGUAAUGUUUAUAUGGGAAAACAAAAAGCUGAUGUAUAGCCCUGUAUACAAUGUAGAUACUAUUUUUGUAAAAAACCAAGGCUAAAUUAAUGAACAAGAGUACUGAAUGUUUCAUGAUUAAAUUUUCCUGUAUUUCUUGUGCAUUAAUAUGACCAUAAUUUCCCUGUAUAUUAUGUUCAUGUAGCUGAGUUUGUAAUUUUUAUUAACUAGAUCAAGUUGCCAACAUUUGUUGGUAUAAGUGAGCACCACAGUUAUCCCAAGUUGAGUUUAAGCCAAAAAACAGAUAGAAAAAGGGUCUUCCUGUUAUUGGAAGAAGACAAUUUUUAGGGUGUGUGUUAAUUUCAGUUUUGUAUGUUUAACUUUAAUAAAUAAAGUGUUUUUAAAUCUCCA
Myodes glareolus (Bank vole) is the source of this 2157-nucleotide messenger RNA. It is a transcript of the gene Smndc1, whose product is annotated as survival motor neuron domain containing 1. Gene Ontology annotation, cellular component: cytoplasm; nucleus; precatalytic spliceosome. NCBI's taxonomy places the organism in Eukaryota, Metazoa, Chordata, Mammalia, Rodentia, Cricetidae. Gene Ontology annotation, biological process: mRNA processing; regulation of alternative mRNA splicing, via spliceosome. Gene Ontology annotation, molecular function: RNA binding. The record is from RefSeq and is a predicted model, not a curated record.